GAUACAACCACGCAAUCGCCCCAGACCAAUCAGUCAGCCUUUCUCUUUUCUUGUUGCCUUGUCUGAAUAUUAUCUCAAACAAACUAUUAACUACAUACUUCGUUACCAUUCGACUUGACCGUCUUUUUCCUUCCGUCUAUUCCAGCUGUCACUACACACGCGACUUUUCUCGUCCCUCUCCUUGCUCUCCUCUCCCCCAGGUUGUUCACCGACGGGACACAUUUUCGUACGACCUCACACUGCAUUAGAAGCCUGCUGCCUCUGGAUAUCAUCCAUUAUACCGACUCUAGCAGCAGCUGACCUUCAGCAGCGUGCUUGCAUCUAAAUUACCCCUCGAAAUCCACCACUCGUUCGAGACAUCUCCGUCGUCAAUACCGCCAAACUGUCGUCCUUACUUAUUCCCCGGACCAUCUCCUUCCCGCCGGACGUCGACGGAGGUACCGGUCGGUCAUCACCAGAUUCUAGAAAGAUGAGCCAGUCAAAAGGUGGGAGGCGGAGGAGGUCGAGCAGUAUCAUCUAUCAGGAACCCAUCGAGUCAAAUGAACAGAUGAGUGAUCAAGCGGCACUUCCUAAUCUUAAUGCCAAUUGGGUUAAUGCAAAGGGUGCCUGGACGAUCCAUUUUGUCUUGAUUGCUGCGUUGAAGAUUUUCUAUGAUAUCAUCCCCGGAGUGUCUCAAGAGACAUCGUGGACGCUCACCAAUAUCACCUAUAUGUUUGUCACAUUCAUCAUGUUUCACUGGGUGCGCGGAAUCCCCUUUGAGUUCAAUGCCGGCGCUUACGACAACCUCAACAUGUGGGAGCAAAUCGACAACGGAGAUCAAUAUACCCCUGCGAAAAAGUUCCUGCUUAGCGUGCCUAUCAUCUUAUUUCUUCUCAGCACUCAUUACACUCACUACGACUUGACCUCUUUUCUUAUUAAUUUUUUGGCCACAUUAGGCGUGGUUAUUCCUAAAUUACCCAUUUCUCACCGUAUGCGGAUAGGGCUUUUCUCCGAACUUCCGGAUGAUUCUUAGCCUUGCUCUUGUGACAUUAUUUCUCUCCUUUGCGAUAGCCUCAAAAAGACAGACGCUCCCUCUAAUAUUGAUCUCACCGGUCGUCUAUCUGUAUCGGCAGAAUCCACUCCUUGUCUACAGUUGAGCGCAUAGUUUUGACCGCGGCGUAACCGGACUAUUAUAGAUAGGAAUUUUGUUGAAAAGACAAAUAAAAUAAUUAUGGUAUUUUUCG
Talaromyces stipitatus ATCC 10500 is the source of this 1223-nucleotide messenger RNA. Its product is annotated as unfolded protein response protein Orm1, putative. The record is from RefSeq and is a predicted model, not a curated record. Gene Ontology annotation, cellular component: endoplasmic reticulum membrane. Gene Ontology annotation, biological process: intracellular sphingolipid homeostasis; negative regulation of ceramide biosynthetic process; ceramide metabolic process. The transcript is spliced from 3 exons. NCBI's taxonomy places the organism in Eukaryota, Fungi, Ascomycota, Eurotiomycetes, Eurotiales, Trichocomaceae. The coding region runs from base 470 to 1012 and encodes 180 amino acids.